CACGGGCAUGGCGGUGAGACGGUGACACAUUCAGAACACACUGUGAGCUUUGAGUUCCAUCGACAGACGUCGUCCUGACGGAGCUGGGCAAAACAUUUGAGACUGACAUUGCGCGACGCGCUUCACAUAUCAACCACACCCCUUCUCUCCAAUGCCAGACCCCUGUAUGUAUUUUUAGCAGUGAUGUUCACUGUCAACUAAUCUAACGGAAAGAACAGAAAAGAACACGCUCCAGCAAAGAAGAAGAUAACUGGCGUUAAGGCCGUUGAACGUUUAGUCCACGGAAAGCAUCAAGUGAAAUGAAUAUUGAAAAUAAUCUACUGCUUUGCGCGUUGGUGAUCUUUACCAGUUCAUCGGAGAUAAAGGGUCAGAGCAUUUCUUUGCCCCAUGUUGUCACCCCAGGCGCCCUCCAGCAUGAGGGCGUGUCCACUGCAUCCCCAGUCCUCCCAUUGGUCAAUGAAGAUGAGGAGGAGCCAGAGCCAAGUCCUGCCAAACAGACCUCUCCAGACCAAGCGAAUGGAGCCCCAACCAAACCAGCUUUUAUUGACGGCGACAGGCUGCUUCAAUCAGAGUCUGUUACAGAUGCUGGUGACUGGGAUGACAUGGCUGUGACCAAUCAGAUGACCACGUCUCUGCCUGCACCUGCAUACACAGUCAACACCGUUACCGCCACCCAAGACAACGCCACUCUCGCAGACAGUUCCUCCUCCUCGUCCCCUGUAAAGAGCACCUCCCCUGCAGGACUGCCCUCCACCCUAGGGGACACAACCUACCCUGUCCCUGCUGGAGGCCACCUCACCACCUCUACUCCUCCUGUUUUAGAUACCACCCCACCUCCAUCCCAUCUUUUAACACCAAUCCAGUCCUCUGUCCAACCCAGCACCCCAGCACUGACCCCUGCCCCAACCCAAACCCUCACCACGGAGCACCCCAAGACCUCCGCCCCAGUACAUGUCCCUGCCGGCCCGCCUCACCAGGAGGUUCCAUCAGAGCUCACCGUUGGAGAUGAGGACAAAGGGCCACACAUCCACUCUUCUCUGGAUCCUUUGCUGGCUAGCCUGGUCUCUAUAUUUAUCAUCACCACAGCCAUAGUCUCUGUUGUCCUCUUCCUCAAAUUCCGCCAACGGACCGACCAUCCUGACUUCCACCGGCUGCAGGAUCUGCCCAUGUCUUGUCUUCCUGUCCAGGAUGACUUGAUGGAAGGCACACCACUUUCCAGAUACACUUACACCUACUGAUGACGGAAACCUCUCAUCAUCAACAGUCAACUUUACUUCUAGCCCAGCUACACAGCACACCCAAUCGGCCACCGUUUAGGAUCCUGGCAAAGCUUUUGACUGGACUGGAGGCCCUCGGCCAGCGCCCAUGUUGUCUCACUAUGAUUCCCCCUGCUGAGCAGUUUCCAAUUUGAUUGUAUUAUGUUAACAAUUAGAAGGCAUUCAAUACCCAAUCAGGGGUUGCAGUAUUAGGACAUCAGAGGCUCAGUUUCGACAUUAGGCCAAUACCAUCAUUAUUCCCUUUGAAGCUUUCAGACGUUUCAUCUGCACAGAGGUCUGUUUUGUUCUUUGUAAUGUACCCCCCCUCCCCUCCUUAUACAGGUCAUACACAGCACAGACCACUUUAUUGUGUAUUAGAAACCGUCACAGUGCCCUCUAGGGGAUAUCAGUGGAAGUGGAGUUCCCAAAUGAGUUGGUAAUGUAUGAAGAAAAUACAAUGCCACAUUUGAUGUUGUUGCCAAGGACCAUGAUAGAGGGAAAAUAGACAGGGAGUGAAAGAUGCUUACUGUAGAGGGACCUUAGGUGAUUUAAAUGUUCACCAGUCUCCAUGUUAUGGGACUAUUCUAAUCCAUGAACUGGCAAAACAUUUUUUUAAAUUUAUCUAGGCAAGUCAGUUAAGAACAAAUUCUUAUUUACAAUGACAGCCUAGG
Messenger RNA from Salvelinus sp. IW2-2015, 1927 nucleotides. RefSeq lists its product as uncharacterized. NCBI's taxonomy places the organism in Eukaryota, Metazoa, Chordata, Actinopteri, Salmoniformes, Salmonidae. The record is from RefSeq and is a predicted model, not a curated record.